AAACUUGUUAUACAACUUAUACACAUUAACACUUUCUCACUCGCCGAUACUCGUAAAACUUGAUCUGCAACAGUUACAGAAAGAGACGACAUAACGUCACGCGUACUCAGUCGCGUUGUGCAGUUUUGCAGUCCAAAGCAAACAUUGAAAGUGAACGCCUGUGCCAGUUUUUAAAAAGUUAAAGUGAAUGGUCUUUGAAUAAAUUUGGCGGUGAAACGAUUCGCGUGAGAAUCGCGACCCCAAAAUGCCUUGCACAACAUUGAAGUCGUUCCUCACCUGCGUCCGAGUGUUCAUAGACAAGAUGAUCGACUUUUUCUUCGGCCUGUACUGGGACGGCAAGAAACAGUCCAUUCCGGACCUGAGCAAGAAACACGCGUUCCUGGCUGAAAGCACGGUGACCUUGGCUCGGAAAAUUAGAGAAAAAGAGUUGAAGUCUGAAGAUUUGGUAAAGGCUGUUAUUGAAAGGAUAAAAGAGGUGAAUCCUAUAAUAAACGCAAUAACGGAAGACCGCUUCGAAGCCGCAUUAGCAGAAGCUAGGGAAGUCGACAACCUCAUAGCAGCUGGAAUUUCUGAGGAGAUAGCAGCUAAGAAACCUUUCCUAGGAGUUCCUUUCACAGCCAAGGAGAGUCAGGCCAUGAAAGGCUUCCGCUACACCCUGGGGCUUUGGUCGCGGCGCGAGCUCCGAGCUGAUGAGGACAGCGAAGCUGUAGUGCUGCUGAAGGCCGCUGGGGCUAUACCAGUUGCACUUACUAAUCUGCCAGAGUUACUGAUUUGGAGUGAAACCCGUAACCCGGUGUACGGGAUGACGAACAACCCCCAUCACACUGGUCGAACGCCCGGUGGUUCAAGCGGUGCUGAGGCAGCCCUCACUGCCAGCUACGCGACGCCCAUCAGUUUGUGCUCUGACUUGGGAGGAUCCACCCGCAUGCCGGCUUUCUACUGUGGCUUGUUCGGACACCACACUACUGCUGGAACCACAAAUAUCAGAGGAGUAAUGUUCCAUAAAGGCGAUGAGGAAUCCAUGUUCAGUCUCGGUUUUAUCACCAAGCAUGUCGAGGACCUGGCUCCUUUGACCAAAGUCAUCGCGGGAGAUAAAGCCCCUCUUCUAAAGUUAGAUCGUAAUAUUGAUAUCAAGGACAUUAAGUUUUACUACAUGGAAACAUCUAAUGACUGCCGAGUAAGCUCAAUAAGGCCGGAACUUAGGGACGCUAUGACUAAUGCAGUAACAAAGAUCAGCAAGGAAGUGUCCCCAGAGAACAGUCCGCAGCCGUACCACCACGAGGGCUUCGACCACAUGUACCAGUUAUGGUCUUAUUGGAUGAGCAAGGAGCCCCAUAACUUCGCCAGUCUGUUCAACAAUAACAAGAGCGAAGCUAACGGCUUCGUGGAGUUCCUUAGAUGGAUGUUUUGCCUGAGCAAGCACGGUUUGUCAGCGGUCAUCCGGUUGCUAGAAACGCAGGUUAUGCCGCUGUAUCCCAACUGGGCUGAAAACCUGACCAAACAAUGGAAGGAGGAUCUUUUGGCAAAACUUGGUGACAAUGGAGUCCUACUAAUGCCGAGCGCUCCUCAUGCGGCCCCCCACCAUUACUCUUGCUUCCUGCGGCCCUACAACUUCUCCUACUGGGCCGCUAUCAACGUCCUCAGGUGUCCUGCUACUCAGGUUCCUCUAGGCGUGAACAGCCAAGGUCUCCCCAUCGGUAUCCAAGUGGUGGCAGCUCCGUACAACGACGCGCUUUGUCUGUCCGUCGCCAAGUUUUUGGAGAAGGAGUUCGGCGGCGCCGUCAUGCCUUGCAAAACUCAAUAAGUUGUAGUUAUUAUGUGUGUGUAACACAGUACCCAGUGCGUUAGUUAGUAGGUUCAGAACAGUUAUAGAUUACAUUAAAAUGAGAGAGACCCCUUAGGUACUAGUGGUAGGCUGCUGGUAGUAUCUCUCGAGCGUUGAAACAAGGUUUGCGCUCAAAUGCGAAGCGGAACCAUUUUUUUUUAGGGCUGGACGCUAAUCUAAGUUUGGGGUCUCUAAAAUAACAGUCUUCUAUGAGAUGCCUGCUGUUGUUGAAAUGAAAAAUGAAAGAAGAAAAACGCUUUCGCAGUAUGCAAUUAUGCAUUACUUCUUUUAUGUAGGUACCUACCGAUGCCUUAGUCGCCUUAGUUGUAAGUCGCCGUAUUAUGUGUAUAGGGGAAUGAAUAAUGUGAUAAAUUGAUAAUGUUUGUUUGGGUAGGUAGGGUAGCUGGGUGAAAUGAAAAAUAUGAAAGUUUUGUAGUUACUGGUAGGGAUUUUUUUAUAUUAAUAAUUAGUCGUAAUAUGUCUGAAUCUCAUUACCGGUGCUAAGUUCUAAUUAAUUUGUAUUUUAUUUACGUUUGAUAAUUAUGUAUAAAGAUUUAUAUUUUUAUUAAAUAUUUGAUUACAACUUUUUAUGAAA
Molecule: messenger RNA, 2420 nt
Organism: Leguminivora glycinivorella
Lineage: Eukaryota; Metazoa; Arthropoda; Insecta; Lepidoptera; Tortricidae
Product: fatty-acid amide hydrolase 2-like
Exons: 12
Coding region: 245-1804 (519 amino acids)
Source: RefSeq, a predicted model, not a curated record